Chinchilla lanigera (long-tailed chinchilla) is the source of this 2375-nucleotide messenger RNA. RefSeq names its product syntaxin 12 (gene Stx12). Gene Ontology annotation, biological process: vesicle fusion; vesicle-mediated transport; intracellular protein transport. Gene Ontology annotation, molecular function: SNARE binding; SNAP receptor activity. The record is from RefSeq and is a predicted model, not a curated record. NCBI's taxonomy places the organism in Eukaryota, Metazoa, Chordata, Mammalia, Rodentia, Chinchillidae. Bases 131 to 955 code for a protein of 274 amino acids. Gene Ontology annotation, cellular component: endomembrane system; postsynaptic recycling endosome; synaptic vesicle membrane. The transcript is spliced from 9 exons.
CGCACGCAGCCUCCGUCCCAGCCCCUUCCCCGCCCUUUCUCUUCCCGGUUUGUGUCAGCCUGUGGGUCCUGUCUGCUGGCUGCUUCCGGUAGGAGCGCCUAGUAGGGCGAGCCGGUCUCAGCUCCUCGUCAUGUCCUACGGACCCUUAGACAUGUACCGGAAUCCGGGGCCUUCGGGGCCCCAGCUCCGGGACUUCAACAGCAUCAUCCAGACCUGCAGCGGCAAUAUCCAGCGGAUCAGCCAAGCCACCGCUCAGAUAAAGAAUUUGAUGAGCCAACUAGGAACGAAGCAGGACUCAAGCAAGCUACAAGAGAAUCUGCAACAGUUACAGCACUCCACAAACCAGCUCGCCAAGGAAACCAAUGAAUUGCUGAAGGAAUUAGGGUCCCUGCCCCUUCCCUUAUCUACUUCAGAGCAGCGUCAGCAGAAACUCCAGAAGGAGCGCCUCAUGAGUGACUUCUCCGCGGCCUUAAACAACUUCCAGGCUGUGCAGAGAAGGGUGUCAGAGAAGGAGAAGGAGAGCAUUGCCAGAGCGAGAGCCGGGUCGCGUCUUUCUGCAGAAGAGAGGCAAAGAGAGGAGCAGCUCGUCUCAUUUGACAGCCAUGAGGAGUGGAACCAGAUGCAGAGCCAGGAGGACGAGGCAGCCGUCACUGAGCAGGACCUGGAACUUAUCAAAGAGAGGGAAACGGCCAUUCGGCAGUUGGAGGCUGACAUUUUGGACGUCAAUCAAAUAUUUAAAGAUUUGGCUAUGAUGAUCCAUGACCAGGGUGAUCUGAUUGAUAGCAUAGAAGCCAAUGUGGAAAGCUCCGAAGUGCACGUGGAAAGAGGCGCUGAUCAGUUACAGCGAGCUGCUUACUAUCAGAAAAAAUCUCGCAAGAAGAUGUGUAUCCUGAUGCUUGUCCUGUCAGUGAUGAUUGCAGUCUUGGGACUUGUUAUCUGGCUAGUUUCUAAAUGAAGUGUGAUUGCCUCAGAGCCUUCUCCUGCUGAGUUGUUUUCAAGGGCAAGUGCUUGUUGGAGUCCUCUUGCCAGAACAAACUGAUCACGAGAAGAGAGCGUACAUCAGAACAUCCUGUAAUAAUUUAGUUAGAAACUAACUACUAACUAGUCCUUGGAAUUAGUGACCUAUGAAGACAGUAUUUAUCAAUUUGUGUAUACAUUUUAUUGAUUUCUCAAAUUAGGAAUUAAUUUAUGUCGACUUUGCUUUCUCUUAUAUUUUGAUUGACCUUUGUCCCAAGCAUUGGCUGAAAAUUCCAUUAUAGAUAUUCUUCUUGAUAGAUGACACUACACUCUCAUAAUGUUGUCUUUUUAUGUGUAUACAAAAUUCACCUUUUUACUAGUAACAGAUUAUUUUCUGGCACGCAGCAUACUGAAGUCUGCCACAAACUGUAUAAUAAGCCAGCAGUUUUUAUUAUUUAACAAUUUACUUUGAAUUUCUAAGAAGUCUGUUCUUUGUUUUGCAAGAUUUUGACAUUAUAUUUAACUGGAAAGUAAAAGAAUUACACAUGUGAUUGAGAUUAAAUGAGAAAUACCUAUUUGAGUUUAUCAGUUGCUGGGGUAUGUGUCAAUCUGAGUUUAAAGUUUACUUUAUUAUCUGCUCGUGUUGUCCACAGCAGUUUAACCUUAUACACACUAAGUAAGAGCUCCCUUUUUAAAAGAGAUUAAUUUCAUUAAUAUUCCUGUAGGGGUCCCACUCCCACCUGUCUGCAUAGAAAAGGAGAAUUAGACAUAGCAUGCUUUUGGAAAGCAAAUAAUUGUUUGGAAUGAUUUAAUCUUUUCGUUGUUGUUGUUGUUCUUCGCUUGUGGCUCUACAUUCCUGGUGAGUGAUGAACGUAGCCAUCAAAAGGCUGUCUGUCCUCUACCCUAUAGGGUGUUUGAUGGCAGGAAGAUUAAGUUCGACUGAAGUUGAGUUUAAAACCCAGCCCAGUGAGCCUGAUGAUAAAGUCAAGAAAAGGCUCACUGUUGUAAAUAAGACUGGUUUGGAAUAGUGGUGUUAGACCCAUCCUAACUUACGAACAAGAGAUUAAUCUCUCCAUGAAUAGUUUUAGACAAAAAAGGUUUCAAUAAAAGAUUGCUGUCUUGUCAUAUAAAUGUUGUCCACUUCACUUUUUCACAGGCCUAGAACAGUUAAAGGGAACUUUUACGUGGGCUAUCACAAAGUACGAACUGGGCCAAAAAUUUUAGUUCAUACUUUAGUGAAUUAGAGGAUUUGGCUGCUUUAGGUACAUUGAUAUUCAUUUCUUCUACUUCCCUUAAUGUUUCUUAAUCUUCUUGUAAAAGCUAAUGUGAACAGUAGGGAAACAAGGGCCCAAAUGCAUAAGUUUCUUUGCACUUUUGCACCAUUCCACCUACUUAAUACAAAUAAACAGUUGAAAAGC